Messenger RNA from Olea europaea var. sylvestris, 1598 nucleotides. Its product is annotated as hydroquinone glucosyltransferase-like. Lineage: Eukaryota; Viridiplantae; Streptophyta; Magnoliopsida; Lamiales; Oleaceae. The coding region runs from base 78 to 1493 and encodes 471 amino acids. The transcript has a single exon. Gene Ontology annotation, molecular function: UDP-glycosyltransferase activity. The record is from RefSeq and is a predicted model, not a curated record.
UUAUCAUAUCAUCCAACUAAAAAGUUUCCUCCAUAAUUAUCCAAUCUUGAGCACAAACCCUGAAUAAUUUCUCGUUCAUGGAGCCUCAUAUUGCCAUUUUCCCAACUCCAGGAAUGGGGCACCUCAUCCCACUAGUCGGAUUUGCCAAGGUACUUAUUCAAAAACACAAUUUCAAUGUAACUUUUAUCAUCCCAACUGAUGGGCCUCUCUCAAACGCACAAAAAUCAUUUCUUGAAAAACUCCCACCUCGUAUAGACUAUGUCGUUCUUCCCCCGGUCAAUUUUGAUGACUUGUCUAAGGAUGCAAAGAUUGAAACCCGUAUUGCUCUCACUGUUACACGUUCCCUUUCAUCCCUUCGUAAUGCUGUUAAAUCCUUGAUUUCGACUAAAAGAUUUGCCGCUUUUGUGGUUGACUUGUUUGGGACUGAUGCAUUUGAUGUUGCCAAUGAAUUCAAGAUUUCUCCUUAUAUUUUCUAUCCCACUACGGCCAUGUGUUUGUCACUUUUCUUAAACUUGUCGAAGAUUGAUGAAUCUGUGUCGUGUGAGUAUAGAGACAUGUCUGAGAAGCUUCGCAUCCCGGGGUGCAUGCCGAUUCAUGGGUCGGAUCUUUUGGACCCGAUUCAGGACAGGAAAAAUGAUGCAUACAAAUGGAUUCUUCAUCAUUCAAAGAGAUAUGGAAUGGCUGCAGGGAUUAUUUUGAACAGUUUCAAGGAAUUGGAGCCUGGUGCCAUUGAGUAUUUGCAAGAAAAAGAAACUGGUAAGCCACCUGUUUAUUGCAUAGGACCAUUGAUUCAAAUGGGCUCAAAAUCUGAAAACAAUGAAGAAUAUGAGUGUUCAAAAUGGCUAGAUGAACAGCCAAGUAGCUCAGUUUUGUAUAUAUCUUUUGGGAGUGGCGGGACACUGUCUCAUGAACAGAUAAUUGAAAUUGCAUUGGGAUUAGAAAUGAGUGAGCAAAGGUUUUUGUGGGUUCUUAGAUGUCCAAGUGAUACAACUGCCAGUGCUGCAUAUUUCAGUAUCCAAAAUUCAGGUGACCCUUUGGCUUAUUUGCCACAAGGGUUCUUGGAUAGGACCAAGGGGCGUGGGCUAGUGGUGCCUCUAUGGGCACCACAGGCACAAAUUCUUAGCCACGAUUCAACUGGUGGAUUUUUGUCACACUGUGGUUGGAACUCGACCCUCGAGAGCAUUGUCAAUGGUGUACCGUUGAUUGCUUGGCCACUCUACGCAGAACAGAGAAUGAACGCGGUAAUGUUGACUGAGGAUGUAAAAGUAGCCUUAAGGCCAAAAUCCAAUGAAAAAGGACUAGUGACAAGACUUGAAAUCGCGAAAGUCGUGAAGGGUUUGAUGGAAGGAGAAGAAGGAAAAGGCAUUCGAAGUCGAAUGAGAGACCUCAAGGAUGCAGCUGCAAAGGUUCUUAGCGAUGAUGGAUCUUCCACAAAAACACUUGCGGAGUUGGCUAACAAGUGGAAAAGUAACAUUUUUACAUUGCCAAAUUAGUGUUCAAUAAUUGAAUUAUGCUUGUAUUUAAUUUCGUAGGAUUUGAAUUACUUGUUUGUAUCAUCUAUGGCUUGCUAAUAAUGGAUUAGAAUUCUGUUUAUUGUA